UACUUUCUUUGACAGCUGGCCUUUGUUUAACGCGGGGCUAUUUAACAAAUAAAAUAUUUUGUAAAAUAUGUACAUAAGUAAUGCAUUCAUAAAUCGUCAAUGCAACUAAUUCGCACUGCCGCGACUGCCACUUCAACGGUAGCAAUUUAAUUUGCCAACUUUUCAAAAUGCGCUUUGUACGACGCGGUGUACAAAAAUGUGUGCUAGUGAGCUGUGUGCUCCUGAUGUUCUUCACUUUGUACAUGUUAAACGAGCAGCCGCAAAAUGUUGAUAAAAGUCUCACCAUCAAUAUCAUGGAGCGCUCGAUAAGAUCCGCAAUGAAUCAGGGUGAGUGUCGGCAGCCGCACUUGCCUUUGGAUAAUCCCGAUAUCAUGAAAUUCUACGAGCCGGUUAAUAAAAUUAACUGCGGCUCUGAGAUGGAUUGGGUAAUGUGCGAGAAAUCUAUAUGCUUUGUCAAGCCCGAGAUAAGUGCCACUCACGGCGAGAUAGUCUGCUCCUAUACGGAUAUAAUACGCAAAUCGGAUUACAAAGCACGUUUUGGGCGCACUGUGAGAAUAAAGGAGCCGUAUGUGCUGCAGGAGAGUGAUUUUGUGAAAGUUGCUUGCCGUGCAGAGAGCGGUCAGAGAUGGCAUGGAAUGGCAUAUGGAAUCCGCGACACUGUGCAACGUCCAGUAAUGCCCAAUUUGUCACCCAAUUUGGCUGUGCUGCCGGCCGAAGUCAUUGCUCAGGCACAACUACAGAUGCAGGAUCUGCCGACGUCUCCGUUUUACAAUGUUCUCAUGUUUGGCUUGGACUCAAUGAGUAGAAAUUCCUUCAUGCGUAAGCUACCGCGUAGCUAUGCCUAUUUGACUAAACAGUUGGGCGCCAUCGUGCUGAAGGGCUACAAUAUUGUGGGCGAUGGCACGCCCCAGGCAUUAAUACCGCUACUCACUGGAUACACGGAACUAGAGCUGCCGGAGACGAGAAAACGGAUGUCCGGCUCCGGUUACGUCGAUGCUUAUCCCAUGAUUUGGCAGGAUUUUGCCCGUCUUGGUUAUGUGACCUCAUUCAAUGAGGACUUGCCAAAUGUAGGAACGUUCACGUAUCGGAUGAAUGGCUUCGAUAUUCAACCCACUGAUCAUUAUUUGCGUACAUAUUACAUGCAGGCGCUAAACAUACUAAGUGGCAGCUCGCCUCACUGUGUUGGCAGCCAGCCAGAUCAUUUGGUCAUGAUGGAUUACACCAAGAAUUUCAUGCUGAAAUAUCGAGACACACCACGAUUUGUAUUUAGCUUUCAUGGCGGACUCUCGCAUGAUUCCAUAAAUCUUGUGGGAGCAGCUGAUGAUGAUGUACACGAUUGGCUGGUAGCGCUAAAGGAGAAGUCGCUGCUUGACGAUACCAUACUUAUAAUUAUGGCUGAUCAUGGAAAUCGAUUUGCGGACGUGCGAGCCACGCUGCAAGGCAAACAGGAGGAGCGUCUACCCUUUUUCAGCUUUACCUUUCCGGAGUCAUUCAAAAAGCGCUUUCCUCAGGAGUACAACAACUUUGUGAACAAUGAGCAACGUUUGAGCACUCCGUUUGAUGUACACGCCACGCUCAUGCACUUAAUACAACUGCAAACACCGAGCAUUGACGAAAUGACAGCUGAAAACAACUACGAUAAUACCUUAAAUGAACCAAAGACGGAACCAAAUCAAGCAAAGGAUAUUCACAUAUCAGAGAUGGCGCGUGGACGUGCUACAUCUCUCUUUGAGUCCAUUCCAAGUAAUCGAUCCUGUGCAGAUGCGUACAUUGAGCCGCAUUGGUGCGCUUGCCUCAACUGGCUGCCACUGCAGCUGAACGACACACGUUACGAGGGUAUUCUACUCAAAGCAGCUAACAGCAUUGUGGAUACCAUAAAUGCUGCAACGACUGAUCGCCGUCAGCUAUGUGCUCCGCUGCAGUUACUACGGAUUAACUGGGGAUUGCGUUUGCAGCCACACAAGGAAAUGCUACAAUUUAAAUCGAAUAGUGAUGUCGAUGGCUUCUUGGCCAACAUGAAUGGGCAAACGGUCGUACGCGAUGAAUUGUAUCAGCUGCAGGUGGUCACCCAGCCAGGCCUGGCGCUCUAUGAGGCGAGUGUCACCUAUAACUUGAACCAUUUCAAUAUUACAACAAAACUCACGGAUAUCUCACGCGUCAACCAGUACGGCGAGCAGGCCAAUUGCAUUUACGAGCGCGAUCCGGAAUUGCGCAAGUUUUGCUACUGUCGCGAUUAAGUCUAGUCAACGGAAUUGCACAAAUCUGCACAUAACUUAGUAUAGAAUACAGUCACAUGAUAAAAUUUCGCAUUUUACUUUUAAGACUUGCUCUCUUUUAUAAACAUUAUUUACAUAUAGUAUGUAUAGAAGUCUGAAUUCAGUUAUAGUCAUGUGCCAAAGAGUUAACUCUUGUCACAAUUUUCCCUAAGUUGAAAGUCUGUAGCUCUUACAAUUUGUUCCUUAACACAAAUCUCAAACUAGUGUUCUUGAUAAUCAUAAACAACAUUUCGAAUAUUAAAAAGUGAAUAAAUACGAAAAUAUAAAAUACAUCGUUAUAAUGUAUAAUUUCGAAUCAGAAAAUAAUUUUAAUUGCAAAUUCUGUUUCAGUAAUAACGUGUUUGCAUGUAAAAUCGUUUUUAAAAUAGCAUUUCAUAAAAUGGAGAGCUUUUGUAAAACCCUCUUAUUAAACCUUAUCCAAAGUAGAAACUUCAUGACUAUGUAUGGCGGUACAUAUGUUUAUUUCAAUGUUAUUUGUAUUUUUAUUUGAAUAUUCUCGUAAACAUUGCUUGUACACUAGUUAUACAUUAAUUACAGAUA
This is a messenger RNA of Drosophila innubila, 2816 nucleotides long. RefSeq lists its product as uncharacterized. The transcript has 6 exons. Bases 168 to 2237 code for a protein of 689 amino acids. Lineage: Eukaryota; Metazoa; Arthropoda; Insecta; Diptera; Drosophilidae. The record is from RefSeq and is a predicted model, not a curated record.